Molecule: messenger RNA, 5362 nt
Organism: Sclerotinia trifoliorum
Lineage: Eukaryota; Fungi; Ascomycota; Leotiomycetes; Helotiales; Sclerotiniaceae
Source: the annotation of a GenBank genome assembly
UAUGGAUAGGUAUUUGUACCAUGAGCCAUUUUCUAUACAUGUUAUUGCGCUCAUCGCAAGGUCGACGUAAGUAUUUAUAUAUAUAUACACAUACUCUUUCUUGUACCUUGGCAUCCUUCCCUUCCCUCCUUCCCUUCCCUUACAUUCCCUCCUCUUCCUAUCUCCCCGUUCGUUUUCCUGUUCGGAACUCUUCUGAAUAAUCUCGCUGUUGAAACUGUACCCUGCCACAUGACGUCGGUCUGCAAUAUCCUUGUUCUGUGGCUUCAUCAGCUCUUAGAUCUCACAAUUGUUACUAAGUAGAUGAGAUACAAAGCAAUAUUUUGCGACCUACUUAUCGUAUUCAUUUCAAGGUAGGUAGAUACUGUUAUUACCAUUGGGAAUACUAUCAAUAAUCGAUAAUGCACAGUGCCGCACAAGACAUUGACAGCACCCACGAAUCUAGCACCGACGAGCAUGGAACUCGACAAAUACAACCCAAUGGUGAAGCUCCUGCUAGUGGAUCAACGACUGUCAACAAUCAUCCCUUGAUGAAUCAAUUUUUACACACAUUUUUUCGCCCUGGAAGUGAUAAUGUCCAAUUACCGAACUCGCAAGAGGAACAGCAUCAGGAUCCCUAUACUGCCGGCGCCAUGGGGGAUAACUCAUUGACUGUGCAAAUGCAUAGUGAGACAGACCGGCUGCAGAAUGGCACAUUGGUUCCUAGAGCAGGACUGGUACCUCGACCAAUUGGCGGACAAGAGAAGCUGGGGAUGUUCUCCGGAGUGUAUGUCCCAACAUGUCUCAAUGUUUUGAGCAUUUUGAUGUUCCUUCGAUUUGGUUUCAUCCUGGGGCAAAGUGGGAUUCUGGGCAUGAUGGGUUAGUUCUUGACUCCACAAUGCGCCAACCAAUAUUGACAGCACAUCUAGGUAUGCUUAUCGCUUCAUAUGUGAUUAAUUUCAUCACUACUUUCUCCCUAUCUGCUAUCGCCUCGAACGGAACAGUGCGCGGAGGUGGGGCAUAUUAUCUGAUCUCUCGCUCUUUGGGUCCAGAAUUUGGGGGAUCGAUCGGACUUGUCUUUUAUCUGGGCUUUGUAUUCAAUACUGGAAUGAAUGCAGUGGGCCUCAUCGAUUGUAUAACGCUGAAUUUCGGUGCGGACGACGGCAAUUGGGCUCAGAUUCUUCCCGAAACAAAAUGGUAUUGCUACCUUUGGUCUACCAUAAUACUCGUUCUCUGUACGUUGGUAUGCUUGGCUGGAUCUGGAAUCUUUGCAAGGGCUAGCAAUGGACUAUUGGUUAUUCUACUUCUCGCUACAUUGAGCAUCCCACUAUCUGCACUCGUCGUCAGUCCCUUCGAAAGUCGAAAGCUGGGAAUUGAAUAUACAGGCAUCAGUUUACAGACACUGUCUGGAAAUCUUCUACCUAAGCUUACUAGGGGUGCCGCUGGCAGCCAAAUUAAUGGAAGAGAGACUUUUCAGGAUUUGUUUGGCAUUUUGUUUCCUGCAACUGGAGGUAUAUUUGCUGGUGCCAGUAUGAGUGGUGACCUAAAGUCACCGAGCAAAGCAAUACCCAAAGGAACUCUUUAUGGCCUUAUCACAACUUUCGUCCUGUAUUCUUUAGUCAUAGUAGCUAUGGCCGCCACCGUGACCCGCUCAUCCUUUCUCAGAAAUACGAAUGUACUUCAGGAGACAAACGUAUCAGGCCUAUUGAUACUAGCAGGAGAAGUAUCCACUAGCUUGUUCUCCGUUCUCAUGGGAAUUAUUGGCAGUGCAAAGCUUCUCCAAGCAAUAUCAAGAGACAGCCUGUUACCAGGAUUUUCCAUAUUUGGCCAAGGAACCGAAAAAGCUGAUGAACCUACUUUUGCGAUUCUUUUUACGUUCAUUAUCGCUCAAAUGACAAUGCUAGGCGACCUCAAUCAAAUCGCCAGCUUUGUGACAAUGACCUAUCUUGUAAGUACGGUUUCGCCAAAGUACAUGUAUUUGGCUUGCAAAUCCUCCAAAUUUCAUUUGCCCGUUGUGUUAGGCGCAACUGCCUUCUCUUGAUAUUCAGUACUGUCUUUUGUUGUCUACAUAUGCCCUUUCCAUAUAUGUAUCGAUUACAGUAGCACUCAUGGUUCUAUUUUCAUGCCCAGGAACUGUUAUGGGUAGCAUUGGCUAAUAUUUUGUAGAUGACCUUUUUGGUCAUGAACCUAGCAUGCUUCCUCCUUUCAGUUGGGUCUGCACCUAACUGGCGCCCAAGUUUUCAUUUCUUCAACUGGCAGACUGCCUUUGCUGGUUCAAUAGUGUCAGGAGCCGCAAUGUUCUUUGUGGAUGGCUUCUAUGCAACGGGAUCCGUAGGUGUUCUUCUUCUACUAUUUCUUCUUAUCCAUUAUUCGGUAGAGCCAAAAAGCUGGGGCGACGUAUCACAAAGCUUGAUUUAUCAUCAGAUCCGAAAGUACCUCCUCAAACUAAAGCAGGAGCAUGUCAAAUUUUGGCGUCCUCAAGUUAUUUUACUUGUGAAUGAUCCACGUCGACAAUACAAACUUAUACAAUUUUGCAACUCCAUGAAAAAAGGUGGUCUGUAUAUUCUCGGUCAUAUUAUCGUGACGGAUGAUUUUAGUCAAUCAAUACAAGAAGCUGUAAGUAGAAUGUCCACACCUUUUCACAAAUGAAAAUGGUUUGUCUGUACAUUUGAACAUGCACAUGUACUGAUUAUAGGGACAGCGUCGUCAACAAGCCGCAUGGAACAAAUACAUUGAUUUUUCAAAGAUCAAAGCAUUCGUAAAUAUUGCCAUUUCUCCGGCUUUAGAGUGGGGGGCACGAAACAUUGUCCUCAACGCGGGUCUAGGAGGAAUGAGGCCUAAUAUCGCAGUAAUGGGAUUCUAUAAUCUGGAUGACCUCAGAAACUCGCAGCCAUUAAUAGACAUUUCGGAGCCACCGAAAUCAUCAUCGAAGAAUGCAGAGACACCAAAGAAUCCACCCCGGAACAAGCGUCAGAACAGCAAGGAAAAGAAGAUGCAAGGUGUGCUACCAACUGAUUUGUGCCGGACUGAGGGUAUGAUGAGUGUCACAAGCUAUGUGACCAUUCUAGAAGACCUACUCUUCAAGCUACAGAUCAACGUUGCAGUGGCAAAAGGAUUCCGAGAUCUGGAGUUGCCUGAUACGGAGAACACAAAAAAGUACAUUGACCUUUGGCCUAUUCAAAUGUCUGCUGAAAUUGCAGCCCAAGGUGAUCAGAAACAGAAUGUUUUGACCACCAAUUUUGAUACAUGUAAGACCCCUGUGGUAUAGUUUUACCUGGCGUCAAGCAGUGAUUAGAAAUGACUUUUUACUUCCUGUGCUCACUAUCUUCCAAUUAUCGGAGUAGCUGACAAUAUUCAUAGAUACUCUGAUUCUCCAGCUUGGGGUAAUUUUAAACACUGUGCCUGCUUGGAAGAAAGCAUAUAAGCUUCGGGUGGCUGUAUUUGUUGAAUAUGAAAAUGACGUGGAGGAGGAAAGAGGUAGGGUGAAAUCACUACUCGAAAAUCUACGCAUAGAGGCCGAAAUUCUUGUAUUCUGGUUAGCAUCAGGGGACAUCCCAUCCUAUGAGAUUAUCAUUAAUGGUGCAAAUACCGGUGCUGAUCAAAUUGACGAGGUCGAGGAGUGUCUCAACGGACAAGAUUGGUGGGAUGAGAUACAGAAACUUCGUGGACAUCGUGGAGCAACCACAUCUGCUUCAGUCGAUUUGGCUCAGAUUGCGAACAUAUUUCAUGCUGCCCCGGCUUGGCCGGGUGCAUCAUUUCAACAGGGUCCACGAUAUGAGCGUGUAAGUAUUUGACCUGCCCUUCAACCCCUUCAACCCCUUCAACCUCUUAAAUGUUAAAAACUUUUUUGUCCUGGGAAAUAUCAUUAUUUUCAAUGCUUCCUAAGCUAACCUUUAAAUGCUUUCUAGGCGGAACGAUUUCUUGGACUCCGACGGCUACUGAGAAAAUCGAAGAAACGACAAAAUUUGAGUGAUUUGAAUGGUUUAGGUGUCAGUAUGGGCAUGCGAUCUCAAAGAUUAGAGCCCGAUGUAACGAGCCGACAUGCUAGUCAUGGAAGUGCUAGCGAAGAUUCUGAUAGUGAUUCUGAACUUGAGCCCCAAUCCGAUGAUGAAAGUGCUGCAAGCGAAGGAGAUCUGGAUGAUUUCGAAUCAGAUAGCGAAUCUCAAGCCGUCGAGAUCAAACCACUUGCAAGAAGAAGAAGUCAUGGCGAUAGCUUACGUGGUCCCCCUAUAUCUAAACGGGCAGCUGGAGAAAAGGAGCCAGUUCCUCCUACAAUUUCAAAAUCCACAAGGCAAUCGAUAAUUGAAUCUUUCAAUAAAUCACCAGAUCUAUCGAUACCAAGCGCUUCAGCACCGGUGUCACCACCACAUUCACCUCGAGCACCGAACGCUCAGCCAUCGCCAGCGACUCUUUCCGACUCCCGACAAUUUCUAAAAGACUCGCAAAAGACUCUUGAUGCUCCUAAUUCGUCAGCAUCGUCGACUCUCUUGCGGCCUCCUAACCAAACAGCGAGACCACCGAUAUCUAGACACGCAUCUACGCCAAAAUUUUCAUCAAAGCCCGUUCCCAUAACACGCGUAGCCACUGAAGACGGUCCGGGCCCCAGCAUAAUGUUCGCCGAGACGCCCUCUUCGCCCACCAACCGCAAAUCUUCGUCUCGUAUCCCCUCCGCUUACCGUUCAUCUCCCUCCUUCGACCGCAUCUCCGAAGCAUCCAGCUCCUCUCAUCCUCCGCCCAAUCCUCCUUCCCCCACCCGCUCUUCAUAUUCCUUACAAGCGCUUCCGCUCAGUUUUAAUGACUUGCCUUGUAGAGCACAGCAUUUGAUUCUUAAUCAAUUGAUUAAGAGUCAGAGUCAGAAGACGGCGGUCAUUUUUACUACGUUGCCGAGUCCGGUUGAAGGGACGGGAAGAAGUAGGGAAGCGAGCGAGGGGUACCUGGGAGAUUUGGAGGUGCUGUGUAGGAGUUUGCCGCCGGUGCUGUUGGUGCAUAGUAAUAGUAUGACGGUUACGGUUAGCUUGUGAGGACUGAAGGAGGAUGGUUUGGACGGGGAAAAUAAAUUUGGGGAGUAUAAAAAUGAUCAUACACAUAUGGAAGCGGCAUUGAAGUUGGAUUAGUGUGGUUGAUUGAUUGAUUGGAUAAGAUUAGGCAUGCGAUACAUUCUACCAGGAAACACGAUAACAAUUGGAUGAUUGGAAGGAGAAGAGUCGAUACUCAUCGAAGCCGCAUGGGGAUUAGAUGGAUAUUUUUGUUAGGCUGGUGGAUAGAGAGGAGAAGCAUACCAUACAUCCGGUAGGAACACGACUAGGUUUUUAAUAAGAUUUCUAGAUUUUGUUUUUCCUGCGAAUAGGGCUUGUGUCCAUUACGAUAAACGAAGUGCUAUAACCUA